This is a messenger RNA of Limanda limanda (common dab), 7971 nucleotides long. RefSeq names its product cilia- and flagella-associated protein 47-like. The record is from RefSeq and is a predicted model, not a curated record. Gene Ontology annotation, molecular function: protein binding. NCBI's taxonomy places the organism in Eukaryota, Metazoa, Chordata, Actinopteri, Pleuronectiformes, Pleuronectidae.
AUGUUAAAUUGGACAGAGUCUGGAGGCCAUGUUCGAGUUGAGCCGCCGUUUGUUGACUUCAGCAAUGUUUGCGUCGGGGGGGUUUACAAGACAACGGUCACGGCCACAAACAUCGGGAAAGGUCGGAAAAAGAUCAUCAUUGAGAAGCCUGCCAGGAGGUUGUUCAAGUUCACAGCAGCGGGUACGACCGUGACUGUGGCUCCUGGUCAGUCUGUCAGUGGCCUGCUGCAGUUCACUCCAAACAAAGAGGAGGUGGUCAGAGACUGCCUUCUGAUCCAUAUAGAUGAUGCGGAGACCAUUGAGGUCCCAUUGCUUGCGUAUCCCAGGACUUGCUCCCUCCAUACGGACUCGGUAUUAGACUUUGGUUGUCUAGCUGCCAGCAGGCAGAUAAUCAGCAAACACCAUCCUGUAACCAAUCAAGGAUCAGAACCUGGUGUGUUCCAAGUGAUGUACAGUGCAGACCCUUCAAUCACUCUGUCACCCCUGAGUGGAGUCAUUGAAGCGCAUGCCACCCAGUGGAUAAACGUUGAACUACGCACAGACAGACCCGGACAAUUUGAUGAGAAGGCUCUGAUAAAACUCGAAGGUUUCUCUCCUGUAACUCUCACUAUCAAGGCUAAUGUGGUGGAUCAGCGGCUUGAAGUCUGUGACCUGAAGGGGGACUCACUCCCCUGUCUGCGGUUUGGGCCUCAAUAUUAUGGGACGUCCUGCGUGAAGAAUGUGUUUCUGAGAAACGAUGGCCCCCAGGCCUGUGACUGGAUCUGCCUGAUUCAGGAUACUGCUGCUGGGACUGACGUGGGAACCGACCUCCGAAAGAGCACAGACACCUCCCUGUGUGAUGGAGAGGAGCAGUGCCUCCCGGCGGCGCAGGAUUUCUCUCAAGUCUUGGUGUGUGCACCGUACCAGGGUCGACUGGGACCUUAUGGCACAACCACUGUGGCCGUGAGCUUCAGUCCGUUCCGUAUCAGGCCGACAAGAGUGGAGCAAAAUCGCACCGUCAGACGACAGGACUAUUGUCUGUUCCUGUUAUUUGACUCAGUGGGGAGGAGACAUGGCUUCACUCACCACAGUGGUAGUGUGGAGCUGGCAGUGACCGGCUCUGGGAUUCCUGUCUCUCUGGUAUCCAGUCCUUCUCAAAGGUUUGAUUUCCCACCUGCUAUGAUGGGCCAAAACGUGGCCCUGCUGUGUGUGCUGCAGAACCUCUGCCCUGAACUUCCCGUCAACUUCCACUUCCGCAAGUUAUCGCAUUUCAUCACUGAGCCUUACAAGGGAACCAUAGGCCCUGGGCAGAGUCAGGAUGUCGUCUUGUCUUUCACUGCGCGGCAGCAGGGGAGCUUCCAGCUGUGUCAGAUGCUGGAUGUCUUAGGUCAUGUUCACCAGAGCAGUGACAACACGGCUGAAUUUAAGUAUGGGAGCUUCCACACAGUGGCUCUACAGCUGUCUGCUAUCUGCUGCAGCGUGACUGGGCACCAACCUCAUCCUGACAUCAUUCCGGCAGCGACUAAAACAACUUGUUCGCCACCUGGCGUUCAGCCUCGGGAUUUGGCUGGCUGUCAUGCGGACCCCAAGUAUGUUUUCACUGAGCUGGAGCAGAGACUGCGAAAUCAGAAGAUUUACACAGACGUCGUCAUAAAGCUCAUGCAAACACGGCUGUCGAGAACAAAGAAGAGAGCUGCAAGAAAGCAAGACAAAAUGUUACAGGAGGUGGACAUCGGGAUGGUACCGGCUCAAGGACUUGUUCCCACAAAACUGCAUAUCAGGGACCUUGAGAUCAGUGACAUCUCAAACACCAAGCUUAAGAGUAGCUGUGCUUUCCCACUAACCAAAUGCAGCUGCCCAGGAAAAAAGACAUCCUUCCCCCUGCAGUUCAAAAAUAUGGCCUCAGAAGUAAUGCAUGCAGUUCCCUCUAACAGCCAGGAGGUGGCAGACUGCAGCAGGACUCUGACAGCUCAGGAAUUCUACCAAGUUGUCAUAGGUCCAUUGUUUUUGGACUUUGGCGAAGUGUGUGUGCAGUCGAGGUGUGUUCAGAAGCUGGAGCUGACCAAUCAUCUAUCAGCUUAUGUCUGGGUGGAGCUGGAGAUGGACAUUGAGGAGCUGCAGGGCUCCUCACCCCUAUCCCACGUCCUGCCCCCCUGCUCCCACAGCGCCUUACCUCUGACAUUUCAGUGCAACAAGCUGGGACCCUUUUACAGAACUGUGACCUACGCUGUAAACCAGCAGCACCCUGGUCAGAUACUAGUCCAGGCUCAGGUCGUCCCCUUGGCUCUGGAACUGUCCACCAACCUGCUAGUGCUCCGUUCCACCCCCCCCUUACUUGUCCGGUCAGGAUAUAGAAGUUCAGUUACACUUCGAAACCAUCGUAACCAUGCUGCAGAAUUCACAUGGAGACCAGUAGUCAGAGAGAAUGGCGUCCUGUUCUCUAUUCGACCAGCUACAGGUACAGUGGAGCCAUACAGGGAAUUGGACUGUGACGUGAUGUGGCAUCCCUCCUUCUCUUCCCCUGCAGAAGGAGACUUUGACCUGUGUGUCCACGAGGGCAACACACAACGCCUGUACUGUGUUGCCAAGGUUGAAUCCACUAGUGUCCAACUGGCAGAAACACAGGUGAUGUUUGGAUCAGUGCCUCUCAACAUGCCUUCUAUCAGAACUGCCAUCUUACACAACAGUGGACAGAGCCAUGCCUACUAUCAGGUGAUAGAUGUGUGCCCUCUGCCAGGCCUGGUUGUGGGUCCAUUUGAGGGCGUGGUGCCAAGUCGGGGGAAAGCCGAGCUCAAGAUCCACUUCAGCCCUGAUUCAGUCAUCAGGUUUGACACCAGAGUGGAGAUUGCUCUGAGGGGCAUGAAGUCCAUUGAGUUGAGGGUGGGCGGAUCAGUGGAGCCUCCAAAUCUUGACAUUAGCGUGUCCCUUUUCCAGUUCCAUGGCGUCCAUGCUGGUUCUCGGCGGGCGAUACCUUUCACUGUGACAAACUGCUCAUCAGCCGCAGCCCGGGUCACCUUCAACCUGUCAAUAUAUGCAGACUUCUCUUUCCAGCUCCCUCAGCCCUCACACAGUAUGCAUUUACUCACUCAGUCCGAGAAGGAGCCAGGUGUGAGUGUUGUGGAAGUGCAGGGCUACCAGACGAAGGACUGCUCCCUUAUCUUCUCACCCACACAGGCAGCCAGUUACGACUUCGACCUGCCGGUGAUGGUCAACGGAGUGAAGUGGCCCAUUGGUCCUCUGUCUCCCUUCCCUGCUCCGUCCUCCGCAUCCACCUUCUCCUCUCUGUCAGCUGUCAGCUGGAAGCACAUGGUCCAGCCACACAGCCGCUCUGUCAUCAUGCCGACACAACGGUCCCCGUGCAUACAGGCCACAGUGCUGUGUGCUCCACUGGAAAUGUCCCCGUCAAGCUUACAGCUCCACGUGGAGCCUUGGGCGUCACAGUGUGGUGUUCAUACUAAGACAGUGGAGCUGAAAGCAGUGAGUGAAGAGAGUGUGAUCUGGUGUGGUCUCACCAGUAAGCAGUUGCACUGGUGGUUUGACUGCAGUGCAAUCGCAGCACCAACAGGGGACAGAAGGGAGUGUGCGUUAUGUACAGUGACUCCAUCAUCCGGCCGUCUGGGGCCCAGCCAGAUCAUCUGUGUUGAGGUCAGCAUCAGGCCUGAGGCGAUCAGAACAGCAUCUGACAGAUUAAUCAAACUGUCCCUCCCUCUGUACUUGGGAGAUAAGGAUGGAGAGAGAAUGGAAGAAGAGAGGGAACGUCAGCCCUACCGAGAGCUGGCCAUCACUAUUACUGUCCAGCGUCCCAGUAUCACCUUCCACCCCCCUCAAAUCCUGCUUUGCCCAGCGCCCCUGGAAAGCAACGCAACGGCCAAACUCACCCUAGUGGCUGUUGGAUAUCCAAGUGGGACCAGGAUAUCAGCUGAAGUGGAUGAGAUGGAACUGGAGAAUGGGACAAAGAUGCAGCAUGUCAACGUCAUGUUUCCUGAGGGUAACUGCCUCCUUGUCCAAAAACCGGACCAGGUAAAGGGUUUUGGAAUGCAGGAAUCCAAUGUGACCUGUCUGAUUUGCAGUGUGUCCUGCUCUUCUGCCGUUCCUCUUUCCCUCGGCACAAAUAUCACAUUCACGGAACAGCACUUCAACAACAGGUUUAAGGUUAAGUUGAGCGCAAUCGCUGACAACUGUGUCUUGACCGUCUGGCCCUACAUGGCCCUGCACCGCUCGGAGCAACAGAUAGUUGUCAAGACUGGAGCCAAAGCUGAGGAGGCGAUUCUUCAGCGCUAUCAAACACCAAGUCCUGUGUUUGGCCUAGCGUCAUCCUCCUCCACAUUUGACCACAACAGCUCAACUAACAAGAGCUCAGGAUUAGACUAUCUUCCAGGCAGUGACAGUGUGAGUGGUCGGAGCAGCAGGGAUGAAGAAGUAGCUCCAAAGAGACAGACCCUGGACAAUCCCGGCGUCCCACAAUUCCCUAAUGCCAACACAGACGAAGGGCUGUACCACCAGAAUGUGUUAGUGGCUGUGGAGAGGUGGUUUAGUCUCUUCGGCUGGCCCAACGGAACACAUCCUAUCUCUGUACCACACUCUCUCAGAAGAGUUGUGGCACAAAGUCAAACCAAAUCUUCCAGUGGACGGACUUACCGCGUCAGCCAAAACAAAGACAGCAGGUCUGUGAUGGACAUGUUUCAUCACCUGAAUGGCAAAAAGAUUCCUGGAAUUCAUCACUCGGAGACAUUUUCUACAGAUAAAGACCAGCGGACCAUUCAGCUGUUAAAACACCUUGAAGCUUUGCUUGCUUUUCUCAGGAUGCAGGGGGCAUCUCUCUGGCACAUCAGACCAGAGUAUUUGCUCGACAUGGAGGAUUUUAAACACUGGUGCUCCCAGCAGUCAAAUGAGGAAGAGUGUGGUCUGGACUUCAGGAGUGUAGACUAUGAGUCUCUGAGCAAACGAUCCUGGAUGGAUGUGCUGCUGCAGAUAUACAAGGUAUUUGUCUUGUGUCGUGUGGCGGAGAGUGGUCUGAACACAAUUCUCAACCAGGAAGACUCAGAUGGGAUCCAAACUGCCAACUCACAGCCAGUGAGCAGUAAUGUCUAUUCCGCCUGCGAGCUCCAGUUGCUCUCAUGGCUCAACAAGCACUUCCAGAACAUGAGGAAAACUGUCUGGGGUACAGGUGGCGUCCCUUCAGCACGCUGGAUAGUGAAUUUUGACCUGGACCUGAAAGAUGGACUGGUGCUCGCUGCUCUGCUUGCUGCUUACUGUCCUUAUCUGAUCUUCAGCCACUUCCAGAGGAUGUACACCACCCCGAGCAGCCUGGAGCAGAUCCUCCACAACAACAUCAUACUGGUCCAGUCCUUAACUGUGCUUUCUCUCAACAUAGAUAUACAGCCCACAGACUUGUCAGAUCCGAAUCCAGUGCAGAUGUUAAUGCUGUGCGUUCACCUGUAUGAGAGGCUGCCUCAGUACCUGCCACUGAACACUAUCACUCUCUCAGGAAGCCUGCACAGCACCUUCAGCAAGCAGGUUCGACUGAAAUGCCCGUCCUCUAAGCCUGCCAGAUACCAGGCCCUCAUUUUAGGAGAGGAUGCCCAUCUCUUCUCCCUGCCAGAUGGAUCUACUGUCAGCAUUCUUCCAAAGACGAGCGCAGAACUGACAGUCCAGUAUCGCUGCUCCUUCCUGCAGCCCACGGAGGCCGUCCUGCUGCUCAUCUCCACCUCCACUUUCGGUCUGAGGGCCACCACUCUCGCCUUCAAUCUAAAAAGCCAUGUCCGUCACAUCACAGCCACAAAAACGGUCAGGUGUGUGUCACCAUGCUAUGAGCCCAGAGUGGUCCAACUGCUGAUAACCAAUCCUUUCAAUAAGGACGCUAAGUUCAGGGUGGUGCUGGUGGAGUCUAAGUUCAACCCCCUGGAGCCUGAAAAGGAAAAAGAAAGCUUCAUUCAACAGGCCUCCUCCACAGCCCAGAUCGAGCAGACAGCUCCAGACAUGAGCGGUGGGGAGGAUGUGGAAGAGCACCCCUCAGCUUUCAAUGGUGGAAGCAGUGACUUCCUGAGUGCAGUGGGGAGCGUUUCUCUGAAGUCAGGCCAAACACACACUCUGGACAUCCACUACCUGCCCCUCUUACCAGGCACCAAGUACGGCUCUGUGCUGCUAGUCUGCCCGCGGAUAGGCGACAUGGUCUAUAUUGUGAAGGCCACAGCAGAAUUGCCUCUUCCUUCCCCGCUCACUGCCAGGCCAUCUUCAAACAUAGUCUCAAUAUCUGUGUGUGUAUCAGUGCUAAGCCUACGCUGCAAAGUGGAGCAGGUGUGCGAGGAGAUGGUGCGUGUGCCGCUGAUCAAUGUGCCCUGGGAGCGAGCUCUGGCCAUCUGGGGUCAGCAGAGCAUGAGUGCAGAGGAGCAGAGGAGGCGGAUGCUGACACACACGUUGUACAGUAGCACUGUGAGGGCAUCUACAGCCAUACGCAAGCUCUCCAAUCAACAGCUACACACACAGACGCUCUUUGGAAAGCAGCAGUUGAGUGGUACUGACCAAUGUAAAGCGGUUACAUAUAGUGUUGAGGUUUCUUUGCCACGGUACUUCACUUUACCCAGUACUGUUCAAAUACCUAUAAAGGAAGACACCAAUGUACCAUGGGAGGAUCCUGCAGAUUGUGGCUAUGUGGACAUUCCAUUACGGUUCCAGGCCGACCGUGUGGGAAAAUUCACAUGUCAGGUGGUCCUGAAGACUUCUCGUGAUAUCAGGGUCUACAUGCUGGAGGCACUGGUUACCUCAAAGGGAGAAUCCAAUCACCUGGACUUCAGUUCGCCUGCUCACUGUUCAGUCACACAAGACAUACCAGUGCACAAUGAGACCCAGCAGGACUGGAACAUGCAAGCUGAGGUGUGCGGUGAAGGAUUCUGUGGUCCAAAGGUUUUGAAUGUACCAGCUGGGACAACAGUCUGCUACCCCCUCUCCUUUCACCCCUCUGCACAAAGUGUCUUCAUGGGCAAGCUGUCCUUACAGAAUGACUGUGGUGGAGCUGAGCAUGUGUUUACCCUCAGAGGAGUGGGAGAGCGCCCCCUGCCUGUGGACCAGGUGGUAUCAUAUUGCCCUGCUGGAAAGAACUCAUAAGCUCAGCUGGAUGUCCUCAGCGACAGCCAGGACGAGCUCAGUCUCAAGGUAGAAGGACGUGAUGUGAAUGAGCCACACUGUUACUGCAAUCUGAAUAAUGUGGUGGAAUACAAUAUGCCAUUUAAAGACAUUCCUGUAGUGGACACUCCAGACCUGGCCUCAGUCAGUAUGCUUACCCAGUCAGUGCAGGUUCUGAUCCCGACCCGUCAGAAAUACACAGACUCCACACCGGCACCGACAGUCUUUUUGAGAUCCAGUGCUGGAGAAGAAGGCCUCCAGAUGAGGCCACUGGCAGAACUCCUUUACUGGACAACCAUGGCGCCUCCAGGCCAGACCACCUGGACUCCACCUGAGGUCCCCAGCCACCAAACCACGUCUGCAAAAUUGUGUGUGUUGUUGAGUGGGCGUGGCCUUAAUCCGGAGAGCGAGGAGCCUCUUGGCAUCUCCUCCACGAUUCGCUCCCAUGCCUCCGUCACUGGUCCCUUCAAACACCCCACUGAGUUCCCAGCCUCACUCAGCAUCACACUCACAGGUAUACAACUCACUGAGGGCCGGUUUGAUGUGCCUGUAGUGUUUGUGCCCAUGUCUGCGGAGGUACAACACGCCUGGCUCUGCAGCACCAUGAGGCCUCUCAGCAGCUCAGGCAAUAACACUAACUUCAGCACAGACGACACAAGGUGUCUGAGCAGGAACUUGUCAACCAUCUGCUGGAUUUGUCCUCUCUGUGGGAUUCCCAUGGAAGUGCCUGUUGAGAGCUCGCCACUUGGCGUGGUCUGGUGUGAGGCGGGCUGCCAGCUGGAGAGGAAGCUGGAUCCACUGCUUGCUGCAUGUGUGCCGGGGAAUCACGAGGGGAAGGUGGGGGCCAGUUUGUGUCCAAGUGAAAACUGA